This is a messenger RNA of Ochotona princeps (American pika), 1198 nucleotides long. RefSeq names its product splA/ryanodine receptor domain and SOCS box containing 3 (gene SPSB3). Bases 146 to 1198 code for a protein of 350 amino acids. Gene Ontology annotation, molecular function: protein binding. The transcript is spliced from 6 exons. NCBI's taxonomy places the organism in Eukaryota, Metazoa, Chordata, Mammalia, Lagomorpha, Ochotonidae. Gene Ontology annotation, biological process: proteasome-mediated ubiquitin-dependent protein catabolic process. Gene Ontology annotation, cellular component: SCF ubiquitin ligase complex. The record is from RefSeq and is a predicted model, not a curated record.
UCCCGGCCCAAUGCGGCGCCGGGGCGGGCAAUGUUGACGUCCCGCCGGGAGCGGACAGUGGGUCACGGCGGGGCGGGCGGCGGCCCGAGGACCCCCGCGUCCAGCAGGUCCCUCGCCGCGGAGUCCGGGCCGGCUCGCCGCCGUCAUGGCCAGGCGCCCCCGGAGCAGCCGGGCGUGGCGCUUUGUCCUGAGCGCGGCCCGCCGGGAUGCGGCCGAGAGCGGCUACAACUCUGACGGGCAGCACAGCGAUUCCGACUCGGACGCCGAGUACGCGUCCUUGCCCCCGGCCAUCCCCAGCGCCGUGCCCGUGACCGGGGAGUCCUUCUGCGACUGUGCCGGCCAGAGCGAGGCCUCGCCGCGCAGCCUGCACGCCGCGCACCUGAGCAAGGACUGCCGCUGCGGGGAGGAGGCGGAGCACUUCGACUGGGUCUGGGAUGACCUGAAUAAGUCCUCCGCCACCCUGCUGAGCUGCGACAACCGCAAGGUCAGCUUCCACACUGACUACAGCUGUGGCACAGCGGCCGUCCGGGGCACCAAGGAGCUGGGCCAGGGCCAGCACUUCUGGGAGAUCAAGAUGACCUCGCCCGUGUAUGGCACCGACAUGAUGGUGGGCAUCGGGACAUCAGACGUGGACCUGGACAAGUACCACCACACGUUCUGCAGCCUGCUGGGCAGAGACGAGGCCAGCUGGGGCCUCUCCUACACAGGGCUCCUUCACCACAAGGGCGACAAGACGAGCUUCUCCCCACGGUUCGGUCAGGGCUCCAUCAUCGGGGUGCACCUGGACGCGUGGCACGGGACUCUGACGUUCUUCAAGAACAGGAAGUUCAUAGGAGUGGCCGCCACCAAGCUGUGGGACAGGAAGUUCUACCCCAUGGUGUGCUCCACAGCUGCCAGGAGCAGCAUGAAGGUGAUCCGCUCGUGCGCCAGCUCCACCUCCCUGCAGUAUCUGUGCUGCUACCGCCUGCGCCAGCUGCGGCCACACUCGGGGGACACGCUGGAGGGCCUGCCCCUGCCGCCCGGCCUGAAGCAGCUGCUGCACGACAAGCUGGGCUGGGUGCUGGGCAUGAGCUGCAGCCCGCACCUGCGCCCUCGCCCGCAGCCGCCCCAGCCAGGACUGAGACCAGGCCCUGUCAGAGGAAACGCCGCCGCCGGAGCUGACGCCCGGCUGUCCUCUCUCUGCCCGCGGCCCACGUAG